This is a messenger RNA of Gryllus bimaculatus (two-spotted cricket), 5055 nucleotides long. Lineage: Eukaryota; Metazoa; Arthropoda; Insecta; Orthoptera; Gryllidae. The record is from the annotation of a GenBank genome assembly.
CCGGCGCCGGGCAGCGGGGGCGCGCGCGGCGGCGGCUGCGUCACGUCGGCCGGCCGCCCCAUGCGCGAGGGCCAGCGCUGGCAGGAGGACGCCUGCACCACGUGCGAGUGCCGCGGCGGCGCGCGCCGCUGCGAGGCCUUCAUGUGCCAGGUGGCGUGCGCGCGGCCCCGCCACGACCCGCGCGAGUGCUGCCCGGUGUGCGACGUGUGGCCUGCGCACUGCCCCGAAAUGACGUGCUCCCACCAGUGCCCGUUCGGCUUCGAGGCCGGAGACGACGGCUGCAGUACCUGUCGCUGCAAGCAGGAGCCCAAGGAGUGCACGCUGGAGUGCCCCAAGGGUUUCCUGCUGGACCGCCUGGGCCAGCCGCUGUGCCGCUGCGCGCAGCCGUCUUCGUCAUCGUCGACGACUACGACGACGACAACGACGGCGAUGACGAUGACGAUGACGCCGUCGCCGGCCUGCCCGCCGCUGGUGGGCUGCCACAAGAACUGCUCGCACGGCUUCCGUCUCAGCCGCCAGGGCUGCCCCGUGUGCCGCUGCAACCAGUGCCGCCCCAUGCAGCCGCCUGACUGCGAGCGCUCGUGCCCCCAUGGCUUCCGCGUCAACGACCGCGGCUGCCCCAUCUGCAAGUGCAAAGCUUCACCUGAUCUUCCCUCUACACACGGAAGUGCUGUGUCGUUCACACUCUGCAAAAGCUCUGGACUUGCUCUGCGUUGUCGGUGUAGUGUAUCGCCUCCACACCGGAGAUGUCUUCCCAACGACGGUGACCUCGGUGUAGCCUACCCUCUGUUUGUAUCCUUAGCGCUUCGUGUGACAGCGGGGCGGGUGCGUGUUCUAGACGGAGAGGUGCGAGAGGACGGCGAGAGCUGGUUCGACGGCUGCCGCCAGUGCUACUGUCACGGGGGCACGGAGAUGUGCGCGCUCAUCUCUUGCCCCGCGCUAUCCUGUGCCGCACCUGUCUUCAACGCUACCGGCGCCUGCUGUCCGCACUGCCGAGACGAGGCGCCGUUGGCGUGGCGAGGCGCGCCGGCAGGGAUGGUGUGCCUGGGCGCGGACGGGCGCGUGGAGGGCGAGACGUGGCGCGCGGACGCGUGCACGCGCUGCGUGUGCCAGGGCGGGCGGGCGCUGUGCGAGGCGCGCCAGUGCCCGCCCGCGCCCUGCGCCGCCCCGGCGCCGCCGCGCCCGGGGGCGUGCUGCGCCGAGUGCCCGCCCGCGCCCGCACCCUCGUCGUCGCCGCGCCGCGCGUGCGGGCGGCGCGCGCACGGGGCCGCGUGGCGCGAGGCGCGCGCGUGCCGCAGCUGCGUGUGCGUGGACGGCGAGGCGCACUGCUUCGCCGACCGCUGCCCGCCCACGCCCUGCGCACGUCCGGUGUUGCCCAAGAACCGUUGCUGCCCCGUCUGCCUACUAGAUGAAGGAAUCUCCAAGCACUGUGUGUCAGGCAACAUUACCUACUUAGAAGGGGAAGAGUGGCUGAAUGAUCAAUGUACUCGCUGUGUAUGCCGUGAUGGACAGAAUGUGUGUGCACCAAGGAAAUGUCCUGUUUUAUGUCCAAACCCUGUAAAUGUUCCUGAUCAGUGCUGUCCCAUUUGUCCAGAUCAGGCAGAAUUCACAACUUCUGCAUGGCUAGAGGAAUGGAAGUAUCUUCUAAUCAUUGGAGUUUUCUUGGUGAUUUUCAUGAUUCUCCUGGCAUACAUUUGCUACCAGUGUUACCUGAAUCGACAGCCAAAAUUGGAUGUGUCUCCUAAAUCUUGCCCAAAUCCAGCUUACAAUGGCUACACCCAUCGAAAUUCAUUUCCUCCUCCCCGCUAUACUAGUACUGACCGGCAGUCUAAAUGUGAAGCAUAUCAUUACAAGUAUGUCCCCUCUUAUGACUCACAACAGUUCGACUCAUUAAAAUCACCAUCAUUUGGAGCCUCAGAAAAAACUGCCUUAGCUCCAGUAUAAACUUUGUAUAUGACUGAUGCAAUCAAGUGUGAUCAUUAUUUUAGUACAAGUAGAUACACAAGACUAGCAUGACCUUUAAUGAGGUAAUAGUUCCUCAAAUUAGGACCAUGAAGAGGCAUUGCUGGAAAGUGAAAUUACUGCUACCAACUCCAGUUAUAAAGAAGCAGCACUCAAUGUGUGUGUGUGUGUGUGCGCGCAAUUUCACUAUCAUGUGGUUGACAAGUUAUUUCUUGAGAGAAACCAAAGGCUGAUGUGAUUCCAGAGGAAGACUCUUCUCUAAUGUGAAGGAAAACCAAAGUGUGAACUCUAUAAUACUAACCUAAGCCAAUGACUGAAUUUUUAAACUAACACUGUGCACAUGGUUAUGCAGUAAACAUUUGAACACGUCAUGAUGCUGCCUCUCUGAUACAAUGGUAUGCUAAACAUGCUUGCAUUGAGUAACAAGAGACCUGAACUUGGAAAACCCCAAUUCAAGCACCAUGCACUGACUCUAAAAACCCAAAAAAUCUCACUGGUUAACAACAUUCAUUCACCCACAUUGGAGGUAGGGAAGGUAUUGGUUGAAAGUGAGUAGGUAUGAGGAAAAACAAGAAGAAUCAUUUCUCCAGCUUGGCCUGUGAAUAGUAUUGUACCCUUUAGUUGUAUUUAGAUCUGUUUUGUUCUUUGUGGGCCUGGGUAAUGUUUAUGUGCUGUGCUAACUGUUCUGAUGAUUAAUAAUGGUUGAAAAUGCAUUAUUGUAAACAAAGUAAACUGACAAGGCACAGGUGAAUUACAAAUUGUAAACAUUAAAAAAAUCUUUAAUACUUUCCCUUCUCCUGCAUCUAAUACAACAGAGUUUAUAUUUAAGCUCUCUGGAAUUUGGUAGUAUGUUUUAUCAUGAAUUUCAAAUUAUCUAUUGAUCUAAUAUUUGACAUAAAUUCACUUUGGCUAUUUGAAGUAAUUUGUGAGUAAGGCCAUGUGCAUGAGUUAGUAAUAGUAUUUCUCUACUAUUCAUAUAAUGAUUUAUUCUCUGCAGAGGUUGUUUAUACUUUUUGUGUGAGCAGGAAUAUAAUCCAUAUAUGUGUUCCUUGCUUUAAGAAACAUGUGCUGCUGUCAAUACAAGGAUUGUGAAAAUGUAAAUUUAUUGUGCUUGAUAUCGGAAAGUGAAAAAGAUGGAUUCCAAUGGUUAAAAAACAAAAACAAAAUUAGAUUAUGAGAGAGCCUAACAGCAGCUUCUGUACUGAGUAGAAUAUGGUGUAGAUUUUGGAUAUGUAUAGGGAUAGAAAAUUUCGAUGUCUAAAAGCAUUACCUUUUAUAUAAUAACUUGAUAACUUGAUUUAUAUAUAUAAAUAUAUAUGGAAGUAUAACAUUACAUAAAAUUUAAAGAAAAUGACCUUGUAUAAAACAAUGAUAUGGUAUUAAACAUUGUUUCCUUUCAGCGUACAUCGUAAGGUGGAAUGUUGUGACUCCGCAAUCAAACUUUACAUAGAAAUUCUUGAUGUUAACCUUGCAUACUAUGUUGUGUUGUAUCUGGCGUUUGCAAGAUAUUUUCAAAACAAAACAGUUCAUGAAAAGUAUUUCAAUCAUAAAUCUGAUAGAUUGUGUACUUCAACAUAGCUUCAAAAGUAUGAAUGAUACUAAAACAUCAGCCAUCAAUACUCAGGAAUGCAUUGUAUUGUAUAUAUUUCAAAUUUUAUCACUUGAGAUGAAAAUAUCCAUAGAUUACACAAUGUCUGUGUGUACAAAUAAUGAAACAAUGCAGUUUGUGGAAAUUAGAAUUUUAUGUUCUUAAAAGUAAGUUGUAGCUCUGCAACCAGUAUCUAAAUCCCUUGCAAUUUUUUUCUUCACUAGCUAUUGCCUUCAUUGUUUUAUUCAUUAGAUACCAUCUAACGGUUUUUUUUUUUUUUUUUUUUGUUAUUUCUUAUCACAGUCUCCUCAGCAGUAUUUAUGAGAAAAAUAUGUAUUUAUGGCAGAUAAGUCCAUGUGAAGUGUUAGAUUAUAAUGUCACCUUUUGUAUUUAUGUAUUUAUUUUUGUAAUAUAAAACGGAAACAUAUGAAUUUCUCUGCUCUUUCAAAAAUACCAAAUCCAGUUACUUUGCCCUUUUAUUGUUAAAAGAAGAGCAUAUCCAAGGGACUGAACAUAUCAAACUGUUGGGCAUAUUUUAUGAAUCUUCAGAGAAUGAGCAAUUUCAUAUAAUUUUCAAUGCUUUCCCUAUUGAACAUAUGGUACAAGUGAAUUUGGGAAAGGAAAAAAGCAAUAAUUGCUUGCAUUUGUUGAAAUACACAAUACUAAUGUCAUUUGUUAUAUUUGUUAAUUAUAUUGAAAAUUAAUUUUUGACAAUGCCAUCACAACUUCACUGAGAUGUAAUUUUGUGGCAUCAGAUAAUCUACAUCAAAGACACACUUGUUAUGGCAGUUUUCAUUAACUAAGAAUACACAGUCAAAUGUAAUGAAACAAAACUAUGCUUGAUCUCAUUAUGAAAUAAGAAAUAAGUUUGAAAAGAAUUUUGCAAUAUGCUGAAGGAUACAGUUACAUGUUCAGUAAUUUCAAAUGUCGUCUAUAAAAGAUAUAUUGUCCUCACUUUGAGCAACUGUAGGAAAAUGUUUCUACAAUGUGUAUUUGAUAAGAAUGUGAUGAUCAGUGUUAUGUAGAGUUUGUUCUGAUGCUUAGAUGCAACACAGCAGCAUCUGGGGCAUCCUUACAAUGUGUAUUCACUUAAAAACCAACAUAUUUUAAAUGGCAUUUUCAUGCACCACAAGACAUUUUCAAGACUACAUAUUUACAAGUAUAACAUUAAUUUUUCUCUCAGAAAAGAUAAUACAUAUUUCCUUCAGUUGAUGUAUCUUCAUCAGUUUAUAGAAAAGGAAUCUACCCUUGUGAUAUGACAUCAAUCAUGCAUUAAACAAAUGCAAAUUUUAUUUGCUUUCCUUUCCUCUUCCUCCGGUGCAUUCCUUUUUAUGCUUCUGGAUGAAUAAAUCCUGUUUUAACAAACAGGAAAAAAAUCAGAAAAUGCCUAUAAACUAUUUAGUAACAUAUCAUUCAAGGUCUAAUUGAAAUUAAGGCAGAGGCCAAUCACAUUUGAUCUUUCACAUUUCUUCGGUGCUUUUUCUCCUCUUUUUUUUUUUUUGUUU